Molecule: messenger RNA, 901 nt
Organism: Paramecium tetraurelia
Lineage: Eukaryota; Ciliophora; Oligohymenophorea; Peniculida; Parameciidae
Exons: 5
Source: RefSeq, a predicted model, not a curated record
AUGGCUGAUAGUACCACUCCAAAUGUCAAUUGGGCCGAAAUCUCAGAUGAUGAAGAAAUUACUCAACCACAAGAUUAGACCCAAGAUGUCAAAUAAGAAUAACCAUAAGAAUAAAAUAAUGAACAAAAGAAAUAGUCAAAAAAACCCUAUCAAAAGCAUCAUAAGCCAGAAUGGGUUAGACUCAAGGAGUUGUAAAAGAAAUAGGCUGAACAAAUUUAAAAAGAGUAAUAAGCUGCAUUAGAGGCUCGCAGAAUCAAACCAAGUAAAAACAAUUUCCAAGGACUAUUGAAUGACAGUGACGAAGAGGAAUAGAAACCUGAAGAAUAAGUCUAAACUGAAGAAUAAACAAAAGAAUAAGAAUAACCUAAAGAAGAAUAGGUCGAUUAAUAUCAAAUCUUAAAACAAAAAUAAACUUAAGAAGAAAAGUAAUAAUAAUAAAAGAAGAAAGAUUAAAAGAAGAAAGAAAAUGAAGAUUUAGAUGCUAUAUUGAAUGAAUUAGGAUUUACUUAAAAAGAGGGUGAAUAGGCUGGAGAUUAAGAAAAAAAAAAGAAGAAGAAAAACAAAAAUAAGGAAGCUGAUAAAUAACCAGCCUAAGGUGCCGCUGAGAAAAAGCCAGAAUAAUAAUAAUAACAACAAUAAUAACAACCAUAAUAAUAACAACCAUAAUAAUAAUAAGCUGAUAAAGUAGACAUAAAAAAAGUAUUAGCUGAGAAAGCUAAAAAAGCACAAAGUGGUUCGCAUCAAGUUGAUAAGGAUUUAGAAAGAGUGAAAUAAGAAAUUGAAAAGAGAAAUCAAAAGUCUAAAAAAAAUAAGAAAUAAGACUUAGAUCUUUGAUUAAGUAAAUUGAUAAAUAAAUACAUUAAAUAAUAGUAUAUAUAAUUUUAUAUUGCUUAUUAAAAGA